UCGCGCUCACUGCUGCUCGGCUACAGUUCAUACAUGGAGGAGACACAGACUAAGCGCUUGAAGGCGGUACCGGAGCUUGAGAAACAGGAGUCAGGAUGGUCUAUAUCGCGGCUCUGCUCUUAGGACAUGGAGAACCCGUCCGCUCGGAGGAACACAGUAUCGGAGACAUGAUAGGAAAGUACUUCCUCCAGCAGCUCACAUCCCCGGGCCGAAAGACGAGCUCCGCCCGGCGGGGCAGCGUCGAGAGCUGCGACGAGAACGACAGCAACUCGCCCGAUUCUUUAAACAACAUGGACGCUGGUUUGGAGCACGUGGAGCGGCUGCUGCAGCAGGAGGUGACCCGGCGCAUAGAGCACUGUCUGACCGAGGCCAAAGCGUCCACCCUCCACUGCCAGAUGCUGCUGCUGCCUCGCCAGAUGUUGGCCAAGGUUGGCCAGGACGUGGUGCGCUCCUCCGCUGACGAGCCCUGCGGGCUCCGGGGCGCCUCCAUCACCGUCCACGUGGAUGGCAAAAACGGCCUGACGUUUGUAGGGAGCAUCUCCCUGGACCAAAGUGUCACCCCGACGUUUGAGCUGUCCGUGAUCUUCAAGGCAGACGUGGACGACGGCUGGCCGCCGUUCAAGCACAUCUUCGAUACCAACAAAGUGUUGAAGCUGAGACCCGAGUACCGGCUGGUGAAGAGGAAGCUCUACUCAUCAGCCAGCCCGAUCAUUCAUGAUUUCAACUAGCGGGGAAUUAAGAAUGUUAACCAUUGUUUACCUCUCAGGCUACAUGCAAAUGUUUUGGCCUGGAACCAAUUACAAAAUGCAGGUUGUUCUUUAUUCAUGUAUGAAUGUCUAACACAGAGACCCAACUGCUGGUUUUCCUACUCUCUGAAGCCAACAUGACCUCAGUGGUUUGCACAGACUGGUUCAAUGUGAACGUUUUCAUGUGAAACCUAAAGAAUUCCUUCCAGGAUUGGGCAGGUCUCAUUCCUGAAGGGUGCUGUACUUUAUUUAUGCAAUUGUUAAAUACAAAUAUUUUUGACACUA
Etheostoma cragini (Arkansas darter) is the source of this 1031-nucleotide messenger RNA. Its product is annotated as DNA damage-inducible transcript 4-like protein. The record is from RefSeq and is a predicted model, not a curated record. Lineage: Eukaryota; Metazoa; Chordata; Actinopteri; Perciformes; Percidae. Gene Ontology annotation, biological process: negative regulation of signal transduction. The coding region runs from base 96 to 728 and encodes 210 amino acids. The transcript has 2 exons. Gene Ontology annotation, cellular component: cytoplasm.